GUAAACAAUAGCGCAAUGAGUGUCGUUUCCGUGCAAUUGUCUCCGUAAAACGUUGGAAUAGGUGACUAAACUGAUAUUUUGUUAGAUUAGGCUUCUUAUCUGCUUUUAUAUAAUUUUCAAUUACGUCCUAGUUUGUCAUUUUUAUAGAAUGCCAAUUUUCGUUGUACGAUCAACCUGAUUUGUUGAUGAAAUUGUGUUUUAAAGGAAACUAAAAAUGGGAGAUGAUAAGGUAUUACAAGUGCGCUCUGCUAACUCAAACCAAAAAUUCAAACCACAAAACAGAAAGAAACUAACACAACGAGAAGUAAAUGCUUUGCCACCAGUCCAGAGAGGUAGAUACUUAGCGUAUGAAGAACCUUCUAAAUCUACAUUGGAGGCAAUAGCUAAUUCUAAGAAACGAAUUCAAGAAAAAUCAAAGAAAUUAGCAGAUAUUGAAAAAAUUCAAAAUGUUGUUGAUCUAGAAAAGGAGAAGCACAGCCAACUUAUAGGCCAGUUAAAAGCAGCAGAAGCAAGGAAUCGUUUGCGUGUCAUAAGACUAAGAUACCAGACAAAUAGAGCCCAGGAAGUGAAGCACUUGAUAUCGUGCCAACCUACAGCCAUCAAAGCUGUUCGUCUCCAGGUUUUAGUUCCACCAUACCCUGAUGCUGAGAGCCCAGGAGAUAAUAUUGAUAAGCUUGAACGUAAACGAAUUGAAGAACUGCUUGAAGAUGAAGCUUGCUUGACAACAGACAGAGAACUGUCAUGAGAACGCUGAACAUGAGAUCAAUGAACAAUCUCUAAAUUUGUGGCAUCUGUGAGAUGAAUAUGUGAAUGCUUUCAGACUUCAUCUAACCAUGAUCUAACUCGCAAAUUCAACACCUUUCAGGAAAUACAUUUUGUUUUCUUGGAAACCUAUAAAUCAUGGAUGCAUUUUAACACAAAUAUAAACUGUUGUAUGACUUAUAAUUUUUGUUGCAUGCUUCUUGUACUAUCAUGAAUUAUAAUUGUUCGGUAAACAGAUAUUUAAAAAAGAUGUGUUGACCAUAACAAUAUUUAAUGGAUUGUGAUAACAGAAAAUGGCAGAUUCAUUGCUACUGCUAAAUUUACUACAAAAAAGUGCAAUAUUUAAGAAAAGUUAUCUCACCCCCCCCCCCCACCCUGGACAGCCAAACAUUUACCAUGCAUUUACAUAGUGAUGGAGUACGUUUGAAGAUGUUUGCAAUGUUGGGACCUUGUGUCUAUGAGCAUAGUGGUGGAUCCAGGAAUUUGAAAUAGAGGCGGGGGGGGGGGGCAGAGAGGGACUUUCACAAAUGGAGGGUCUAUACUACCUCAGCCCCACCAUAGAUGGGGCU
Anneissia japonica is the source of this 1331-nucleotide messenger RNA. Its product is annotated as protein LKAAEAR1-like. NCBI's taxonomy places the organism in Eukaryota, Metazoa, Echinodermata, Crinoidea, Comatulida, Comatulidae. The coding region runs from base 215 to 745 and encodes 176 amino acids. The transcript has 7 exons. The record is from RefSeq and is a predicted model, not a curated record.